AUGGGAAACGAAGAGAAAAAAAAUUAAGAGUCCUCAAUACGAGAUGUGAAUCGGACAUUUCUUGAAUCUGGUGAAAGUGAACGCGUCAUUAGGAUCCAUUCUCUCCAUCCUGGGCAUACUUACAGUGUUUCUAUCUACGGUCGACGAGAUGAAAACUCGUCGUUGAUUGAGGAGACCAACAUCACGAUGGAUCCGCGCACUCCACAAUUCAACACGAAGGAUAUUGAGAUCUCGAUGAAUAACAUCACAUUGAAAGCUGAGAAACCCGAGAAGAACGUUCAGGACUCUUUCUUGGUGGAAUAUCGUCAAAUCGAUCCUGAGAAACGAUAUCCAGUGCUGGAAGUAAUUGACAUACCCGAACAGAAGGAUCUGGAAGUCUAUUUGGGCAAUCUUAACCCUGGUCGGGAUUACCAUGUGCAGGUAACGGCGACAAGAUUAGGCUCGAAGAGUCGACCAUGGUCAAUGACUCUAGCUACAAGUAACGGCGACAAGAUUGGGAUCGAAGAGUCGGCCAUGGUCAAUGACUCUGGCUACAAGUGA
Messenger RNA from Strongylus vulgaris, 540 nucleotides. The record is from the annotation of a GenBank genome assembly. Lineage: Eukaryota; Metazoa; Nematoda; Chromadorea; Rhabditida; Strongylidae.